AUGUAAAAUUUUGAGACUGUCGAGAUUGUAAAUCCAACUGUUGAUUAUUUAAUUAUAAAAUGCUCAUAAAAUCUUUAUGAACAUUACUUAAGUGAAAAAGAACCUGGUUAUAAUUGUGAAGUGAUAGCAAAUUGGCAGUGUGGAGUUGUAUAAUAGGAUUUCUUAGUAUGUAAAAUAAAUAACAAUAAAAGCCAUUUGAUCAUGGUGAAUCUAAAUAUGCUAUUUUAAAUAAAUGGAUAGAUGAAGAUGAACCUGUACUUAAUUAUAUAUUAUGUUUUAGCAUUUUAAGACAAUUGAUAAUCUGACUGCCAAGGGAGUUAAAAUAAUGAAAAUUUAACAGCCAACAACAGGUUAAGAAACAUAAGAUGAUGCUAGAUCAUAAAAAAGUUAAUCUUCUUCAAGAUUCUCAAGAAAUUCAAUUGUGAGGUUUUAGAAUUCUGUAAGCAAAAUGAAACUUCUAAAUAAAUUGGGUGGAUCUUCUCAAUAGAUGACAACUCUUUAAUCGACAAUUCAAGAAGAAUACAAACCUAAUCUAAUAAAAAUGCCAGAUACUAAAAAACCUCCUACUCCAGAUGCAAUAAUAGAAAGACUUCGAGAAUAGAGAGAAUAUUAAACAUUAGAUAAAUAGAAAGAAAAUGAAAGAAUGCGUAAAAUAAAAGAAGAAUAAAUUGAAUAUGAAGAGAAAAAGAAAGAAUAGUUGAAAUAAUUAAAAAAUAAAUAAUACACAUAUGAUUAUGAUGGUUAAGUGGUGUUUCUAACAACAAAGUAAAACAUCUCUAUAAUAAUAAUAGACCUAUAGAUUUAUAAAUAAAUGAAAUACUUUAACCAGAAACAAAAACUAAUUAACCAUAAAAAGUUAUUAAGGAAGUGAAUUCCUAACCUGAAAUAAAACCAGUUAAAGAAGCAUUUGCUAAAGGAGAUGAAGAUAAUAGGAAACUUGAAAAAGCAGCAGCUGUUGAAUAUCCAAAAUAACCUUCUUUAAUUGAAGCCAUGAAGGUUUUAUGAAUAGUUAUACUAGUCUAAAUAAGGUACAAAUAUCAUUUUUGAUAAUGGUUGUGUUAAGGAAGGAGGUGAAUAUAAGAUUCCUGAUAGAAUGAGUAAGAGGGAUUAUUAAACAAUGGUGGAUGGUUUAUAAUAAAAAAAUAAAAAGUAAUAUGAAGAUGUAGAAGAUGGAGUAGUUGAGGAAAUGGAUACAUAUGAAUAGAAAAUAUAUGAUGCUAUUAAUCGUGAAGGAGAUAGAAAUAUCAAAAUAUCAAAUGAAUAAUAUUUUAAAUGGAUGAUGGAAGAUGAAGAUAUCAAAAAAUCAUAUCGUUCAUCUUCAGCUGAAUCAGCUAAUGCAAAGAGUGUUUAUGAAAGCAAAAAAUACUUCAAAAAGCACACUAAAGAAAAGGAGAAAACAAGUCCCAAAAAACUAAAAUCUUAAUUUGAUAGAAUAAAUGCUUAUAAGAAUUGUAUUAUAUAUGUAUAAUUAUUUAGUUGAUGAUAUGAAAAAACCUCAAAAUCUUAAAGCAAGUAAGUUACACAAAGCUUUGAAUGAAUUUGAUUCGAAAUUAUAAAGUCCAAAAUGGGGUAAUACUGAUAUUAAAGAAAUACCAUAACCUAAUUCAACAAUCUAUAAAUUAAAGCAUAAAUCUGAAAGCCAACCUAAAUUGCCUCCUUUAAGAUAAAAAGGAAGAGUUUGA
Molecule: messenger RNA, 1682 nt
Organism: Paramecium pentaurelia
Lineage: Eukaryota; Ciliophora; Oligohymenophorea; Peniculida; Parameciidae
Source: the annotation of a GenBank genome assembly